Molecule: messenger RNA, 1392 nt
Organism: Eublepharis macularius
Lineage: Eukaryota; Metazoa; Chordata; Lepidosauria; Squamata; Eublepharidae
Gene: PDXP
Product: pyridoxal phosphatase
Exons: 2
Coding region: 1-918 (305 amino acids)
Cellular component (GO): cytoplasm
Molecular function (GO): pyridoxal phosphatase activity
Source: RefSeq, a predicted model, not a curated record
AUGGCGGGCUGCAGGCGGCUGAGCGGCCCGAGCCUGCGCGAGGUGCUGGGGGAGGCGCAGGGGGUGCUCUUCGACUGCGACGGGGUCCUGUGGACCGGUGAGCGCGCGGUGCCCGGCGCGCCGGAGCUGCUGGAGCGCCUGAGCCGCGGCGGGAAGACCGCCCUCUUCGUCUCGAACAACAGCCGCCGCUCCGUGACCGAGCUAGAGCGCCGUUUCUCCCGCCUGGGCUUCCGCGGCGUCCGAGGCGAGCAGGUCUUCAGCUCCGCGCUCUGCUCCGCGCUCUUUCUGCGGCAGCGCCUCGUCGACGGCCAAGACGGGGCCGCCGGAGACUCCUCCGCCUCGCCCCCCGGGCCGGUCUUCGUGCUGGGCGGCGAAGGGCUGCGCGGGGAGCUGCGCGACGCGGGGCUGCGCCUGGUGGGGGAAGAGGAGCUGGCGCCGGGCCCGGUGCGCGCCGUCCUGGUGGGCUACGACGACCAGUUCACCUUCUCCAAACUCUCCGAGGCCUGCGCCUACCUGCGCGACCCGCAGUGCCUGCUGGUGGCCACCGACCCCGACCCCUGGCACCCGCUGAGCGAUGGGCAGCGCACCCCGGGAACUGGGAGUCUCACAGCUGCAGUUGAAACAGCAUCUGGGCGCAAGGCAACGGUAAUUGGGAAGCCAAACACAUACAUGUUUGAGUGCAUUGUGGAGCGCUUUGGUGUGGAUCCAUCUCGCAUGCUCAUGGUGGGUGAUCGACUGGAGACAGACAUCCUGUUUGGCAAGAACUGUGGUAUGGAUACGGUCUUGACCCUGACAGGCGUUUCACGUCUGGAGGAGGCACAGGCUUAUAUGGCCAGUGACAGCCCCACUGCAAAGGACCUGGUGCCUCAUUACUAUGUGGACAGUAUUGCAGACUUGAUACCAGGCCUGGAUGAGUAAGAGGGAAUGUGGGUGGAUACAGGGUCCUAAUCCCUUUCCAGAAUGUCACUCUUUCCUGUUGACACACCCCUCUUUAAUUCUGGGCUUAUGACAUUCCAGUAUUUGUUUAGGCAGGAAUGAAGAGAGGGGAUUGCUUCCCCCUUUAUUCUUGGAGCUCAUUCUGUUCUCAUUUUAGCCAGAAGUAGAGGAACACGUGGUCCUAUGUGAAAACAGAGAAUGUUUCCAGACCAAGUCAGUAUUUAUUUGUUUAUGUAUUCCGCCUGGCUUCCUCUUGGUGUAGUAUAGCUAUGUUAUUUAUUUGAAUUGUUUUUGUUGUUCUGUAGCCACUAGUGGCCUUUACUGUUGUCCUUUACUAUUGUAUUUGUUGUUCUGAAGCUUUAAUGAGGCAACAUUUGUACCAGUGCUGUUCUUAUUUUUUUUUAAAUCACAGCUGCCGUUAAAUGCCAGUGUCAGGCUUUCUUGUCCCAGAACUCU